AUGCUUAAGGUGUCGUCCCAGGACCCCAGCCGCGCCCCCCUCCUCCUCUCAGCAGAGUGCCAGCGCAGUGGCACUGUGAUGCGUGUGUCUCUGGACUACCACUGCUGCCCCGCCACGGCACCCUCCACCCAGCUGACAUGUGUCCAAGUGCUGCUGCCUCUGGAGCCCAGCGCCACGGACGUGCAGUGCCAGCCCCCAGCCUCAUGGAACACGGAGGAGAGACGACUACUGUGGAAGCUUCCAAACCUGUCCCCCACCAACCACAGCAAAGGCUCCGGGACUGUGUGUGCAAGCUGGCAGUGUGCAGAGGCUCCCUGGGGUCCCCCCCCCAGCCUGGCUGUGCAGUUUGUGGGCUGUGGGGCCUCUCUGUCGGGCAUGGAGCUGGAGCUGGUGGGCAGCCGUUACCGCAUGUCGCUGCUAAAGAAGAGGUUUGCCACAGGGAAGUACAUGGCUGGAUGCACUCUCUGA
Messenger RNA from Knipowitschia caucasica, 468 nucleotides. The record is from the annotation of a GenBank genome assembly. Lineage: Eukaryota; Metazoa; Chordata; Actinopteri; Gobiiformes; Gobiidae.